AUGGGCUGCCCGGGGACGCCGAACAUAUUCCAGCAGUAUGAAAGCGAGCCACGCACGAAGAAAAGAUGCAGAAGACAUGGAGGCAAUUGGAGUCGAACCGGCUGUUUGACUUGCAAAAGACGAAGGAAGCGCUGCGAUGAGGCUAAGCCUAGCUGCCAUACCUGCACCAGGUUAGGCUUAACCUGUGAAGGUUAUAGCUCAAUGUGGGCAGUUCCACUUGGACCAGGCGCUCAGAUCUUCAAGCCAACAGAGCCCGCUAGACACCAUAGACCUGGGCCCAGUUUAUCACCUGCUUCGUUAGUCGGUUCAAGGGCAUCGUCUGCGACUAUAGGGCAGCCAUUGCCAGUAACAGGUCAUACUUCACCUAUUUAUUCGCCGGUCCCUGAAAAGGAUGACCUUGCGGAUUCGGAGAGUUGUAGUUCGAGAAAUGCCAACCAACUAGCUGUUCAGGCGGCCUCCCGGUCUCCCUCCCCCUCCAGAUUGAUCAAUCAUCUUUCCCACCUCGACUCCCAUUACCUCCAAUACCACAUGGAACGGGGCUCAAAGCUGCUAACUAACCUAGAGUCUGAUGAGAAUCCCCUCCGGUCCAUGUUAAUCCCCAGGGCUCUCUCAUCGACUCUUCUCAUGAACGCUCUAUGCGCCCUAUCCGCCAUUCACUUCUCCAACCGUACUCACCACAGCUGGUUUGCUGAGAAUGAAGGGGCCAAGUACUACAUUGACACCAUGCGCGGCUUAAGAACAACGCUUGCAACUUCCGAGAGAAGUUAUGUUCCAGACGACGCCAUCCUCGCCGUUUCUCUUCUUUGCAAGUAUGAGAUUGUCCGCGGGAGCGUGAAGCAAUGGGCUGUGCAUCUAGACGCAGUGCAGACGUUGGUUUCCUCCCGGGGAGGACUCAACCAGCUCGAUCAGGAUGCAGCCGAGUUUAUACGUGGACUCUUCGUCUAUGCAAACAACCUGGCUAGGCUUACCAACCGAAGAACCUUACUCAAGCCGUCUAUUCCCGGCUCUGAUAUCGUCAAGCCCCACAAGCUAGACAUCUACAUCGGAUACACAGAGGAAAUCAUCAAGACGUGCGCGCGGAUAGCAGACCUCCCUCGUCUGGUCUCAGAUUCGGAGGCCUUUGAACAUGAACUUGUUUCAAUAGACAGCAUCCUCCACACAUGGACCUCCACCAAGACAACCUACAUCGUACCCAAAGGCAUAACCCAGGCUACCCUCUCCCGCCUGCGCUUGGUAGCUGAGUCCUUUCGUGAUGCCGCGUAUAUCUACCUUCAUUCAGUCCUGGAACGCACAAGCCUAUCCGAAGUCUCACUCCCAUCUUCCAUAACUUCACACGCAGACUGGAGAUUCGAACACCUCAUCUCAAUCUCCAAAACGACCGCCAUAAUGUCCCUCCUAAAACGUCUCAAAACUCAUCCCAUCGACAAGAACUGCGAGUUCUCAGCGCUCACAUUCCCGCUUUUUAUUGCCGGCUGCGAGACGCACAGUGAGGAAGAUAGGCAGCUAAUAUGGGGUAUGCUGAGUGUUGUCGAGGCCAAUUUUGGAAUAGGGAAUGUGAAGAGGGCGAAAGAGGCGCUAGAGAUCGUUUGGUCUUCUUGUACCCCUGCGGUCGAUGGGAUUGGCGAUGAUGAGGUUGAGACAGAGGAUAAACGGGCGAGAGGGGUGAAGAAGCACUGGGCUGACGUGCUCAACAGGCUAGGCUGGGACUUGAUUCUCGCGUAA
Molecule: messenger RNA, 1722 nt
Organism: Aspergillus nidulans FGSC A4
Lineage: Eukaryota; Fungi; Ascomycota; Eurotiomycetes; Eurotiales; Aspergillaceae
Product: Zn(II)2Cys6 transcription factor
Exons: 4
Coding region: 1-1722 (573 amino acids)
Biological process (GO): DNA-templated transcription; regulation of DNA-templated transcription
Cellular component (GO): nucleus
Molecular function (GO): DNA-binding transcription factor activity, RNA polymerase II-specific; zinc ion binding; DNA binding
Source: RefSeq, a predicted model, not a curated record